CGAAUCAGGUCUAUUCCGGUCAGCUUUUUUCGGAUCCGCUUUUAUUCAGAUCGGUUCCUUUCAGUUUCGGUUCUUUUGGGUAAAAGAAAUUUAGAUCCAAAAGUACUUGUAAAUUUUCGGUUCGAUUUUGAGUUGGAUAUUUUUGCAUUGGUUCUGGUUCGGGUUUUCUGGUUCAGGUUAAAAUGGCCAGCCCUAGUAACCGAUGUAACAUGCUGCUGUGAUUGAAUAAGAAUUCAUGGAAUUUGUCAGAAGUGUCUUAGCGGCUUAUGCAUCUAGCAUUGGGUUCGAGGUUCAAUCCGUCCCGCAUGACCUGCCAAUCCGCGUGUCGACUCUAUUUUUUUACUCAAAAUUGCAACCCGCAUAACCCGCGAAAGAAAAUCAUAUAUCUGAACCCGCCCGCUGAGAUUUACUGGUAGCCAGCGGAACCCGUGGAUAAUAUUAAAUUUAAUAAAUAAUUAUUUUAUUAUAUAUUAAUUAUUUUUAUAAUAAAUAUAAUAUAAAAUAUAUAUUUAUAAUUUAAAUUAUAUAAUUUUUAUAUAUUUUAUAUUUAAAAAAAAAUUAAAAAAAUAUUUUUUCAUUUUACGAGUUGGCGGUACCCACUGCUCAAAUUUGGCAGACCCACUGAACCCCGCUUAAAAUCUACUCAACCCGCACCUGCGUGUUGAAACUUCUGAAUCGGUCGACCCAUACCCGGGGUGGAAACCGUGGAUAAUGAUCCAAAUUCCCACAUCUAUGUGUAUCCCACUGCAACUCUCGAUAUAUGAACAAUGGAGUACAAAGGGGUCUUUCCAUUCCACAACAAAUGUUUGGAAAGAUUAUGAAUUCAUUAAGAGUUCAAGAACUCACAAUAGUUUGGUGCAACCGCUGUCGAUGCUGCUGCGAGUUUUAAAAAAUGGCAUCAUGCCCUUUUGCUUCUUCACUUUUUGUCUCUAAUCCAUUCUGGUAGCUCCUAAUUCACCAAGUAGCCACUUAAAUACCUUAUAAUAAAUGUAGUCUUAGGUAACCUAAACAAUAUCUAAAUGAUCAAAAUGCAAAAAAAUCAUCAAUAUAUUAUUUAUUCUUUCCUAUAUAUAGAAAAUUUUGUUACUUCUACUCAGGGUCGGUUCUGGGCUAAAGCCCAUAAAGCAAUGGCUUUAGGAGCCAGAGAAUAUUAUAUUUUAGGGACACCAAAUUUUCAUAAGUUAACUUUAGUCUAGUGUCUUCUGCAAUGCUCUUCCUGUCUUGAGCAAACAGGUUCGAAACCUAGCGUAAUUUUCCUUCGUAACUUGAUUAUGUUACAUGUCCCUUUUUUCUUAUGUUCUAACAUCCGUAGACAUUAUUAAAAGACAAUUCUUUUUUCUGUUAACAAUAAAUGUUACAACAAAUACCUUAAAUUAUAAAUUGUGCAUAUUAUAUACGUUCCAUACUUCCAUUGUUUCAUUGUGAUUGGUUUUAAAAUUUUUAAUAGGAAUAGCUGCAUCUCCUUUAAAACACUUUUUAUUAUUCCUUCUUUUUUUUGUAAGUUUUUGUAAAUUUGUAGAAACUUUUGAAAUGCAGACAAACAUAAAAUUUAUUAUAGGGUUCUGAUAUAUAAGACUAUCAAAACUCAAUAAAAAUUCACAAACUAAAAUUGAAUUUAAAGUGAUUUUUAUCAAGUUUUGUUUUAUUUUAUAAAAUAUAUUUUUCCCUUUUUUAAUUUGCACAAAUAAUAAAACUUAGAUAAAAACUAGCCAAGUGAAACUGCAAAUAUAUAUAUAUAUAUAUAAAGAUGAGCUGCAAAUAAAGUUUUUAUUAUAUAAACGGCUAUAAGUUGUAGUAAUAUUUAGUAUUAUUUUGAUUAUAUACUUAAUAUAUAUUAAAGAAAAAAUUAUGGUUAAGGGACAAAAAAAUUUCUCCUCGCUUUAAGCGUUCCACGAGUCCGGACCGGCACUGCCUCUACUUAGUGCUUACCCUUCUUCACCGAAUUAAUGACUAUAUACGUUUACAUGCCAUCAUAACUGUGCUGAAAUAAAUCAAAAUCAAAAGAAUUGCAUAUUGUUCCCCUCAAAAAGACCAUCAUAAAUUGGCUUUGUUUUUUUUACCUGAAAACUUAGCCUUAUGUCUUGGAAGAAGAUAGAAGUGAACAAAGAGAAAGUCGACCAAGGUAAAGCAAAAACUUUUCUAAUAACAAGUGCUUUUAUCCAGUGUAGCAUUGGCAAUUGGCUAUGGAUUACUGAAAAGUACUGUUUCGUUUCAAAUUUCAAUUAGCACAGGGUCUGCUAUUCAAACAGAGCGUCUUGGAAAUUGGCUUACAACUUUAAUUAGAGUCAAAAUGUCAAAGUCAAAAAUAAAACGUAUCAAAAGCAAUUGUAUAUGUUCUCGUUAGUUUUAAACAAUUCGUAGACUUGAAAUUGGCUUCACCGACCCCCUCCAAAACCAACUAAACUCGCCAUUGGACUAUGAAGUAAGGAUACCACGCGCUCCGAUCCACUGCCUCCUGCAUAUGAAUAAACAGUAAAAUGUGAUUGUGUUUUAAAUUAUAAACAUUUAUAAACUUAGAGCCGCUGGGGACAUAUGAAUAAACAGUCGCUUCAAUCUUGUAAAAUGUGAUUGUGUUUUAUAGUCUAAAAUGAGCAACACUGCAUAUUCAUUUUGCGUAUAGUUUGCUGAGAGUCGAUCAAGUUACGACCUACCAAGCCCAUCCACAUAUAUAACCAUUCCAUUUUCCAAUAAAAGUGGAAACUCAUUACCAAUAAGCUAAUUUGUAGACAAGCCGUUAAAACAGUGUCAUUCUUUAAUUUAUGUCUCUAUAUCCAAUUUAUUGUCCUCAACUGUAAUAUGUACCUCUUUUCUUCUUCUAUAUAAUCCAUUCCAAGCCAUGCAUCUAAGCAAUCAAAUUAGACCCGUAACAGCUUCAAUAUCUUUUCAAAAUUCUAAACACAAUCGGCCGUGAGAAAAACAAAAAUGGCCAUGAGUUUCUCAUCACUCACCAAUCUCGUGCUUUUAUGUGCAGCUACGUUGCUUCUGGUCCACGCAGGUGCUCGCAACUUGCAGCAAACUCAGACUCUACCUGUUCAUGGAGCUGCUUCUCCUACCAAAGCUGAGUCUCCUACCUUCAAUGCCCCUCUCGAUGACCGUAAGAAUUUCAUAGUGGGCGGUGCUGCAGGAGUUGGGGGGUUCAUGGGGAUGCCUGGUGGAACUGGUAUGACGUUGCCGCUUCCAUCCGGGACACCGCUUCUUGGUGGCUCCGGCGCGUUUGGUGGUUUGGGCGGUGCAAUGGAUUUUCCUGGUGUUGGAGCUAAUGGGGGAGGUUCAGUUCCGAGUUCAGGAGGUGGUCUAGUGUCUCCAUGAGAGAGUGAGAGAGAAAUUAAGAUGGUUGGUUUCUAGCAUUAAGAUGUGUUUAGUUUCUUUUGUACGUGAUCUGAGUUUUGAUCAUAUUUUGUUCUUGUUGCGUCUUUGUUGUCUUUGGCUGAAUUUCCUCAUCAUUUGUUUGUUGUUGUUGUCGUUAUGCUUGUGUGUUUUCUCUAGUAACUUUCGUUUUUA
Messenger RNA from Brassica napus (rape), 3501 nucleotides. RefSeq names its product glycine-rich protein 5-like. The record is from RefSeq and is a predicted model, not a curated record. Bases 2923 to 3309 code for a protein of 128 amino acids. NCBI's taxonomy places the organism in Eukaryota, Viridiplantae, Streptophyta, Magnoliopsida, Brassicales, Brassicaceae. The transcript has a single exon.